This is a messenger RNA of Diachasma alloeum, 1450 nucleotides long. RefSeq names its product leucine-rich repeat-containing protein 24. Lineage: Eukaryota; Metazoa; Arthropoda; Insecta; Hymenoptera; Braconidae. Gene Ontology annotation, cellular component: plasma membrane. The transcript has 4 exons. Gene Ontology annotation, molecular function: protein binding. The record is from RefSeq and is a predicted model, not a curated record. Bases 28 to 1332 code for a protein of 434 amino acids.
CCCAGCGAUACAGUUCCAUUACAGACAAUGAAUAAUACUCGUCUAUUUUCGUACAAAAAUUUUCUGAAAAAUGUAGUUCUCGUACUCAUGCUCAUUGUUCUUAAUAUACCUGCAGAGCCCGUGGGAUUAUCAGGUAACAAUGACAAUUGCUCGGCAUUUUGUACCUGCUACACCUGGUAUUCCCUGCGAUGGGCUUCUUGCUCAGGUCAACAUCUUUACAGUAUUCAUACGGGAAUAUCUGACAUUGUGCAGGCACUAGACAUAUCUAAUAAUACGAUUUCCAUUCUGGCGGAUUACGAGCUCCAGUCAACAGGUUUAACACAGCUGAGGUACCUGAACCUUUCGGACAAUGCCAUCAACGAAAUUGGUUUGUCAGCCUUCUGCGGUUUACAGGAGUUGACAGUUCUCGAUUUAUCGAGAAAUCAUCUCUAUUAUAUUUUACCCAACACCUUCGUUGACAACACGAACUUGAGAGUUCUCAGAUUGUCAGGGAACAACUUUAAUCAACAUGUCCCCUUCUUGGAGAAUCCUUCAAUCACGGAAUUAAAUCUCGCUUCGUGCCGAUUAAGUCAUUUACCAUCGGGGGCAUUCAGUGGACUCAAGCGGCUCCGCAGCCUCGAUCUAUCGGACAAUUUGAUGAUACAACUCGAAGUGGAAGCAUUACGCGUGCUGCCGUUUCUCAGGAUUCUGUCGAUUAAUGAUAAUCCAUGGGCAUGCAACACCAAACAAAUGCAGAGUCUCCAGCACUACUUGACGUCGAGGGAAAUUAAAUACGAGCCAUCAGUCUGCCCCCGCCGCAGCAGCGUAAAAAAAUUCGAAAAAAUAGUAUUGAGUCCUGUAAUGGUGGAACCCAAGAAUGCCCCGAACACAAUCAUCUUACCGAAAAACAAAAAUACCGGAAAUACUGGUUGGGUGAAGGAAGAAAAUAGAGACGAUGAGAAGACCGCAGCUUCCGUAGAAGAAAAGAUAAAUAAAUUGAAGGACUUUUAUACUUUCGAGGCAUCGGUUUUAUGUAUUUUCGGAUUCAUAACAGGCCUUGGGCUCGGAAUAAUCGGAACGUAUUGCUGGUUGUCCAGAUCAAUUGUGGGAUCUUCGCAGAGACCGUCAUUGCUGAAUUCAUCAUUACGCAGAUACGACACGAUAUCACACAACAGUCAAGCUAGCUUCGAGUUCUCUAGUCCCCUUGCGCAACGAGUCUCUUUGUUGAGGAAUAUCUGGAGCAAUAGUGAUGAAGAUGUCAACAAUCUUCGACGAAUUCCAGUUUGUCCGGAUACACCACCUCCGGCGUACCGCGACGUUAUUCUUCACGCUAAUCGUUAUCCUGUUGGUUGAAAACUAGAGAUUAUUAUUGUCGAGACAAUAUUUAUUAACUCUUGAGUGAUGUUCGUUUUUUAUAAAUAAAAUAUAAUAAAGCUGUUGCCGAUUAUUUGGCCGUGUUUCACGAAAACUA